This is a messenger RNA of Phyllostomus hastatus (greater spear-nosed bat), 1608 nucleotides long. RefSeq names its product CTD nuclear envelope phosphatase 1 (gene CTDNEP1). Bases 287 to 1021 code for a protein of 244 amino acids. Lineage: Eukaryota; Metazoa; Chordata; Mammalia; Chiroptera; Phyllostomidae. The record is from RefSeq and is a predicted model, not a curated record. Gene Ontology annotation, molecular function: protein serine/threonine phosphatase activity. The transcript has 8 exons.
UAUCCCGAUCUAUCUCGGCCCGCAAUCUCCGCGAAGCCGUCGGUGCCACUCCCUGCCCAUGUGGGCCCCUGCGGGCUGCCCACGCUUGUCCCCCAGCUCCUGGUUCCGCUGGGCUUUCCCCUCGCCAGGGGUGGCUUUCUGAGCCGCCCGCUCCGUACCCCUCUCUGCAGCCUCUCCUGCCAUUCGGGGCCCCCGUUCCCCCUCCCGGCGGCGGGGGGCUGCCCCCGGGGGGCUGGCGGAGCUGGGCCGCGGGGGCCCCGGGGCCGGCGGUGCCGGGGUCAUCGGGAUGAUGCGGACGCAGUGUCUGCUGGGGCUGCGCACAUUCGUGGCCUUCGCCGCCAAGCUGUGGAGCUUCUUCAUUUACCUUUUGCGGAGGCAGAUCCGCACGGUGAUUCAGUACCAAACUGUCCGAUAUGACAUCCUUCCAUUAUCUCCUGUGUCCCGGAAUCGGCUAGGCCAGGUGAAGAGGAAGAUUCUGGUGCUGGAUCUGGAUGAGACACUUAUUCACUCCCAUCAUGAUGGGGUUCUGAGGCCCACGGUACGACCUGGAACACCUCCUGACUUCAUCCUCAAGGUGGUAAUAGACAAACAUCCUGUCCGGUUUUUUGUACAUAAGAGGCCCCAUGUGGAUUUCUUCUUAGAAGUGGUGAGCCAAUGGUAUGAGCUGGUAGUGUUCACAGCAAGCAUGGAGAUUUAUGGCUCUGCUGUGGCAGAUAAACUGGACAAUAGCAGAAGCAUUCUUAAGAGAAGAUACUACAGACAGCACUGCACUUUGGAAUUGGGCAGCUACAUCAAGGACCUCUCUGUGGUCCACAGUGACCUCUCCAGCAUUGUGAUCCUGGAUAACUCCCCCGGGGCUUACAGGAGCCAUCCAGACAAUGCCAUCCCCAUCAAGUCCUGGUUCAGUGACCCCAGUGACACAGCCCUUCUUAACCUGCUUCCCAUGCUGGAUGCCCUCAGGUUCACCGCUGAUGUUCGUUCUGUGCUGAGCCGAAACCUUCACCAACAUAGGCUCUGGUGACAGCUGCUCCCCCUCCACCUGAGUUGGGGUGGGGGGGAAAGGGAGGGUGAGCCCUCAGGAUGCCUGUCUGAUGCUUUGUCCAAUGGUGAGGACUGCUUGGGCAGGGUCUGUCCCUCCUGCCCCUCUGCCCUGGGAGCCCUGCACUCCAUAUGGAGUCUGGAUGGACACAUAGGCCAGACUGUGAAGCAGCCUCUCUCUAACUUCGUGUUCGCACUCCCUGGAAACCCCAGACUGGGACAUGAGCGGAGGACUAGCAGAGCCGAAACAUUGUCUGUGGUGGAGAGAGAGGACUGGCCAGAGUGAGACAUUCAAUAAUCUGGGAGGCUCAGAGAGAAGCCAAGUCAGCUUUGUUGUGAUUUGAUUUUUUAAAAAACUCUUGUACAAAACUGAUCUAAUUCUUCACUCCAAGGGCUGGGUUGUGGGUGGGAAACUGGGAUUUGGGCCACUGGAUUUCACCCAAACUUGUACCCCCCUUACUUUUCUCUAUAUUUUCCUUUCCUAGAUUCCCUCAGACCUGUAACCAGCUUACUGUUUGUUUUUUCCCCCCUCCUCUCUUUUAAACCAUUCAUUAUAACUUUGAAACCAAA